Messenger RNA from Microthlaspi erraticum, 1179 nucleotides. NCBI's taxonomy places the organism in Eukaryota, Viridiplantae, Streptophyta, Magnoliopsida, Brassicales, Brassicaceae. The record is from the annotation of a GenBank genome assembly.
AUGGAGACUUUCCUAUUCACAUCCGAGUCUGUGAACGAAGGACACCCAGACAAGCUUUGCGACCAGAUCUCUGACGCAGUCCUCGACGCCUGCCUUGAGCAAGAUCCAGACAGCAAAGUCGCCUGUGAGACAUGCACCAAGACCAACAUGGUCAUGGUCUUCGGUGAGAUCACCACCAAGGCCACGGUCGACUACGAGAAGAUCGUCCGUGACACUUGCCGCGCCAUUGGAUUCAUCUCCGACGAUGUUGGUCUCGACGCGGACAAAUGCAAAGUCCUUGUCAACAUCGAGCAACAGAGCCCAGACAUUGCUCAAGGUGUUCACGGUCACUUCACAAAACGUCCUGAAGACAUUGGAGCUGGUGACCAAGGACACAUGUUUGGUUACGCCACUGAUGAAACCCCUGAGUUCAUGCCUUUGAGCCACGUACUCGCAACCAAGAUUGGUGCUCGUCUCACUGAAGUCAGAAAGAACGGAACUUGCCCUUGGGUGAGACCAGACGGCAAAACCCAAGUCACUGUCGAGUACUACAACGACAAUGGUGCCAUGGUUCCAGUCCGUGUCCACACAGUUCUCAUCUCAACUCAGCACGAUGAGACAGUGACCAACGAGGAGAUCGCUCGUGACCUCAAGGAACACGUGAUCACACCAGUCAUCCCGGAGAAGUACCUUGACGACAAAACCAUCUUCCACCUCAACCCAUCAGGCCGGUUUGUGAUCGGAGGACCUCACGGUGACGCCGGUUUAACCGGACGUAAGAUCAUCAUUGACACUUACGGUGGAUGGGGAGCUCACGGAGGAGGUGCUUUCUCAGGGAAAGACCCGACCAAAGUCGACAGAAGCGGAGCUUACAUUGUGAGGCAAGCCGCGAAGAGUGUGGUGGCUAAUGGAAUGGCUCGUAGGGCUCUUGUUCAGGUCUCGUACGCCAUUGGAGUUCCCGAGCCAUUGUCUGUCUUCGUUGACACUUACGGGACAGGGUUGAUUCCAGACAAGGAGAUAUUGAAGAUCGUGAAAGAGAACUUCGAUUUCAGACCAGGAAUGAUGACGAUCAACUUGGACUUGAAGAGAGGAGGUGGAAGGUUUUUGAAAACGGCGGCGUAUGGACAUUUCGGAAGAGACGACCCUGAUUUCACCUGGGAGGUUGUGAAGCCACUCAAGUGGGACAAACCUCAAGCUUAA